Cornus florida is the source of this 708-nucleotide messenger RNA. RefSeq lists its product as uncharacterized. The coding region runs from base 1 to 708 and encodes 235 amino acids. The record is from RefSeq and is a predicted model, not a curated record. Lineage: Eukaryota; Viridiplantae; Streptophyta; Magnoliopsida; Cornales; Cornaceae. The transcript is spliced from 2 exons.
AUGGAUCCCCAGCUUGAAGAGUGCGUUAAGAUCGUCAACACAUUAGUGGGGAUUGAUGAUACCCAUUAUGCUAAAAUCAUAAGGAUGUUUGGUGAGGACAAGGUGUGGAGGGACAUAUUUCUUCGCAUUCCUGAUGAGAGGAAGGUUGGGAUAGUACCUAUGGAUAUAAGGACAAUAUUAACCAUUUAUGAUGAUGAUAAUGAGGAGGAAAUUCUUGUAUUGAUCGCAGCCGUAUAUGAGUACUAUUAUAAACAUUUUGAUAAGCAACGUUGUAGGGAUUCCAUGUUGCAAGGGGAAGAUUACAUAUUCGAGCUCUUAAAUGGACAUGAAGAUAGGUGUUAUGAAAAUUUUCGAAUGUACCCAAACACCUUUAGGGCAUUGUGUCGUGAGUUGAAAUUGUUAGGAUUGAAAGACUCAACAUUUCUAACGGUAAAAGAACAAGUUGCAAUUUUCCUAGUUACUGUGUCUCACAAUGAAAGGAAUCGCGUCGUUGCUGAAAUAUUCCAACACUCUACAUCCACAAUUUCAUAUCACUUUCAUACUGUAUUACAGUUAAUUUGUGAGUUUGGGACUAAGAUUAUUAUUCCCCCAGAUUUGAAUGAAAUUCCUAAAGAGAUAAAGAACAAUCCAAAGUCUUACCCAUACUUCAAGAAUUGUGUAGGAGCCAUAGAUGGUACUCAUAUCCAUGCUGUAGUGCCAGUUGACUAA